Molecule: messenger RNA, 1087 nt
Organism: Saccostrea cuccullata (small rock oyster)
Lineage: Eukaryota; Metazoa; Mollusca; Bivalvia; Ostreida; Ostreidae
Exons: 2
Coding region: 20-1087 (355 amino acids)
Molecular function (GO): protein binding
Source: RefSeq, a predicted model, not a curated record
UCUUUAUUAUUUUUCAAACAUGAAGCAUGUAUCGUGUUUCUCGUUUGUUGUAAUAAGUUUGUUUGGGUCCCACGCUUUCUCAAUUCUAACAGACGGCAAUGUGAAGAACUCAACAGACUUAGACUUCGGUUCACUUGAUACUAAACACGUCGAUGUAUUUCGACAGUUACUAAAUCAAGAGACCUUGAUCCGAAUGACAUUGGUGAAAAAUGUCCACGCACUGAUGAAAGACAUGGUGUCCCUUCAACAAAGUCUCGUGUCUUCAGAAAGCGAGAUAUCUUCGCUGAAAGAAACAACCACCAGAGAAAUAUCCGAGUUGAAGAAAGAGGUGCGAUCGCUUAAGCUGGAAAACAAUCGAUUAAGCAACAAAGUUACCAAAUGUAAUGAGAAUAUUGAGUCUUUAACAGAAAAUUUAACAGUGGUGGACGCCAGUCGCCGAGUGUUCGAAACACAGCUGCUAAAGGAAAAACAGGUGUUUGAACAGAACACGUCCGGUAUCUUAGCAGACAUUAAAACUGAAGUUCGGUAUUUGUCCAUUACGCUUCUGGACCUCCACAAACACAGUCUGGAAAUCGACAAGAAUAUUCCAGAACUCAUUGACAACAGAUACAAAUUGAUAUCAGGGAGACUUAAUGAUUCUCUGGAGGCUUAUAACACAGAACUGAGAUCAGCCAAUGAUAAACUGAGUGUGUCAACAAAAGUAGCCUUCACCGCGGGUAUAACGUCACAGGACACUUCAUGGAGCGGAAGUACACUGGUUUUCCCCAAGAUAAUAUUUAAUACAGGUGGAGGUUACAAUCCCACUACAGGGAUGUUCACGGCCCCCGUGGACGGGCACUACGUCUUCUUUGUCUGUGUACAGAGUUAUAAUACAAAUGAAAUUUGGGUGGACAUUGUAUUGAAUGGAGAAUCUCAGGUCAGAACAAUGGCGCACGACAAGCAUGAUAAGGAUUAUUUCGAGACAGGGGUUAACCUGGUUGUGUUAAGGCUAAAUCAGGGAGACAAGGUGUGGGUCAAACGUAGUCGAGGCACAGGAUACUAUUCCGACUCUGUACCUAUCACAACCUUCUCUGGAUUCCUUUUGUAA